AUGGAAAACAUUAGCACUAAACAUAUGAAAGGUUCUAUUUACAUCCCAUCGGACAUAAUUGAAGAAAUUCUUUACUUUAUUCAAAACGAAUUAACCGAUAAAACUGAUUAUUUAAACAACGAAAGUUUUGCGUUAUUUAAUUGCCUUUUGGUAAAUAGACAGUGGUGCAGGCUUGUCAUUCCAAGACUUUGGCGUCAACCAUUUUUAUAUGUGAGAAAAGGGAACCCAAAACUUAUUUCAACCUUUUUGAUUUUUCUAAAUGAUAAUAAACGUAGAGGCCUUCAAUCUGAUGGAAUCAUAUUCUCAUCAUUAAGAUCAUUAAAACAUCGAAAUUUUUAUGUCCACAAAUCGCAAUAUCAAUCACUUUUCAAUUAUCCUUCAUUUCUUAAACAUUUACAUUAUGAUUAUAUGUUAUCUUCUAUCGAAGGAUGGUGUACAUAUUCAAAUCAAUCAUCAGGAAAUGCUAUUUCUCUCAUCACAAAUUCUUUGUUAACUUUAUUUGUAGAUAAUAAUGUUAAAUUAACAAGUCUUUUCGUUUGGCCAAAUCACAUUCAUUGGAAUCACUAUAGUUCAAAUAGAUAUAUGGAAUUGGUUGAACCCGAAUUUAUUGGUUUAUUAUCAGAGUUAAAAAAUUUACAUAUCGAAACACAUUCUAAGUAUCCAUCCUCAAGAUUUUUCUCUAAAUUGUCACGGAUAGUUAAUGUUAAAAAUUUAUAUUUACGUACUCAACAAUUGGGACUUAUGGGAUUUCCAAAUGAUUUGGAGAAUGAAAUGGCUCGUAAUAUUAGUAUAUUAAUAAAUGAACAAACUAAUUUAAUCACAUUCACACUUUCAAAUUCAAUUCGAUACACAUCUGAUUUUAUCAAAUCUUUAUCAUCAAAUGUUAAUAAUCUUCAAAAUAUUUCAUUAAUUGAAACAAAACUUAACGAAAAUGAAUCUUGGACAAUUUUAUCUAAAUGUAUAAAUUUAAGAAAAUUAGAAAUUAUUAAAUGUUUUGGAUUAAAUUUGGAUUCAUUAAUGUUGUUCUUGUCAAAUAGUUGGACAAAUUUGAAAACAAUUAAUAUUGAAAAUAAUCAUCCAAUAGAUGCUAAUUCUGAAUUGGAACUAUGGGCAAAUAAAAAGCGUAAUAAGAUUAUAUAA
Scutellospora calospora is the source of this 1140-nucleotide messenger RNA. Lineage: Eukaryota; Fungi; Glomeromycota; Glomeromycetes; Diversisporales; Gigasporaceae. The record is from the annotation of a GenBank genome assembly.